This is a messenger RNA of Babjeviella inositovora NRRL Y-12698, 1793 nucleotides long. RefSeq names its product Imp2'p. Lineage: Eukaryota; Fungi; Ascomycota; Pichiomycetes; Serinales. The transcript has a single exon. The record is from RefSeq and is a predicted model, not a curated record. Bases 172 to 1428 code for a protein of 418 amino acids.
CGACUUCCACUAUUGAUAAUUGUGACAACCCAAUCCUUUUGAGCUUCCAAUUGAACUUUAAGUGACGUUGAUUUUCAGACAUUCAAGAUCCUUUAUCUACCUGAGUCCUCCGCUAUAAUCGACCUACAUUACCUGACAACCCUUUUUGCCCGCUUCAAUAAUACAAUCUGAAUGUCCACUACGGUUUCCCCGAACCGAAGUCGCUCGGCUUCGCGCGACCCGGCCGCUAAAGCGCUAAAUGAUAUGAAAUUCUCAAUCACGGCACACGACCCGCUGGAGCGACUUGCGCCGCGCGGCGGCACCGAUGCGCCGAGCGACGAGGAGCAAGUGAGCGAUGACGAAAAGGUGUUUGACUACGAGAUCGCGCAGGAGGAGUUGCCGAACUACAACCCUGCGCACGUGGACGGGGUGACCCUCAUUGAGGACGAAGACGAAAAAGGACCGUCCAAGACCGAAGCGUUACAGAUGAUUCUGGCUUACGAAAACGCGAUCUCUAACGCAAAAGAGGCCAGGUCGCCGGUAGAUGAACGUCUCGUCGAGACUGUGCGCACGCGGAAGAAGGAGCUCACGGGCUCAGACAAGUUGAAUUACCCGAACAUGGACGCCGUGCAUCUGGCAAGAAAGGACAAGCUCGACAAGUUGCGUCACACGACGGAGUACACGGAGUACAAAAAGCAGAUCACGCAUCCCAACAUCAUCAGACCGUCGCAGAAGCCGAAGCUGAUCGACCCGGAUAUGGUGAUUCCGUACACGUCCGACGUGGAGAACAAGAUCGACUUGGAGAUUGCGAAAAAGUUGAACGACUCCACACGGAUCAGUCCGGUGGACCUGAACGUAGAGAACGCGCGCGCGAUCCAGCUGCUCACGCGUGGCGACUUUUUCCAAUUGAUUGAUCCCGCGCGCAAGCCCAAGUCGUUUUUGGUGUGUUACGACCACUCGGAGGAGGCAAAGUACGCGCUCGACUGGUGUAUCGGGUCUGUUCUUGCGGACGGCUCGGUGCUCUACAUCGUAGAGGUAAUUGAGGACGAUGAGAAGUUGAGCGCGCUUACCUCGUCAGAUCUGUCGCGCGCCCGCCGCCGCAUCGAGAACUGCAACGUCAUAGUUCAGUACGUUAACCGCUUACUCUCCAAGACGCGCUUGCAAAUCCACGUCGUGGUUGAGGUGAUGCACCACCCGUUGCCGCGUCACUUGUUCACGCAGGUGAUCAACCACUUGAAGCCGACAAUGGUGGUUGUCGGAUCCAAGGGAAAAUCUGCAUUGCAGGGUGUGUUGCUCGGGUCUUUGUCGAACUACUUGGUCACAAACUCGUCGGUGCCAGUGAUGGUUGUGCGCAAGCGCUUGAAGCAGUUGAUUAAGCGGGGAGAUGACAAGUUUCCAAACAAUAUCAAGUCAAUGGCGGACGUGGAAGUGAAGCGGUCGAUGGUGUAGCGAACGAGCCCAGGCUGUGUGAGCGAGACCUGUAAUAUAUUCUACUGUGAGGUUUUUGUAGUUGAUCUAUGGCUGUAGGAUCUGGACUCUAUUGGUAGUCAUGGCAGAUAACUUAUACAUGUUGGCAGUCUCAAGAGAGAAAAAACUAGAAUCUAUUCACUAUUCCUUCCUUUCACGUGUGACUAUUUCAUGAUGCACGUCCCCGGAUGCGCAAGCCGACGCAUCUCUGAAAAUGAGCGCUGGUAACGUCAUGAGCGAGCCAUUAUCCACCUCCCGAGCCAUAUCACAUGUAGAAACUUCUCACAAACCUUAUACUUCCGGAUUUCACUGCAGUUAAACUAUAAUUCACAAGCUUGGUGCUGGAC